AUGUCCGAUUCGAAGUCAUCGUCCUCCUCGCCUCGCCCUCUUGCACCGGCUCCUGGUCAACCCCCGAGACGAACCAGUUCUAGCGACGAUGUAGUCCGCGGACGCAAACAUAAGACCACCGCCUGUCGGGUUUGUAAAAUCAAAAAGCUCAAGUGUCGAGGGGAUCCACCGUGUGAGCAUUGCACUCUCAAUGGCAUUGAAUGUGUCGUGGACGAGAUGGCGGAUAUGCGUCGAAAGUUCGCCAUGAAGCGGAAGCUGGACCGACUGGAACAAGCGGAGGAUACCCUGCUACACAUCAUCGGUGCCAUACGAGGGGGUGAAAACACCCGCAUCGCACAACUAUUGAACCUGAUCCGGAGUAAUGCCUCCUUUGAUGAGAUUGCAGUGUUCUUGGAGCGACAGUUCUCGCGCGCCGAGAUCGAAAGAUCACCCGAGCUCCGUGAGUUUCGGCGCCAACUCUCCCGACCGUCCGAUGAAGACGACGACGACGGAAACGAGGCCAAUGCACCUCGGAUCCCCCGACGGAUGCUCGAGGUGCGCCGCCUCGCCGAUAUCCCCGUGUACAAGGUUCCCGCGAAGCCCUGGACGACCGUCACCGACGAUGACGAUCUGGUGUCCCACCUGGUGUCCUUGUGGUUAACAUGGACGUACCCGUGGUUUGACUGGCUAGAUAAGGAUGCCUUCAUUCGCGAUAUGCAGGCGGGGAAUGUGAACUGUCGGUUCUGCUCGCCAUUUCUGGUGAAUGCCAUUCUGUCGGAGGCGAGUGUACGUAGUGUAUAUUAUUCCGACUACGCCGAAGUCUUUACCGUCCCCGGCGAUAUGUUCUCUCGCGGCGACCACUUCUACGAAGAGGCCCGCCGAUUGCUCGAAGCAGAGGACGAGGAAGUCCCAAGCAGUAUACCGACGAUACAAGGCCUUGUGGUGCUAUUUAUACGGUCGGUCUGGGUGGCAUCUAGUGCGGGUUGCUGGCUAACAUCUUCCAGGCUUGUUUUGAUGGGUAAAGACCGCGUGGGAUGGGUGUAUAUGGACCUCGCCAUGCGAGCCGCGAAGGAGUAUGCGUCUUCGCACCCGCCGCUUCCUAUCGACACGGAGUCGGCGCGACAGAUCGAGAACGUGGUCAACCGAACAUUGUGGGGAGCUUACAACAUGGCUUCGACGGCCGCGGUGUCCUUGAUGAAGCACAUAGAUAUCACCCCCCCUGCGCGACCGCGUGUGCCUAUCAACCAUCAAGAUCGCCUCGAUGUAUGGUCUCCCUAUCCUCGGCUCGUGGAACCGGUGCGGGGUCACCAUAAUUGCGUCUUCGACCGCUGGUGUGACUUUUCUUACAUCACGCUGCGAAUCAGCAGAGCUCUUCAUGACCCGGAGAACAGUGUACCGCAAUGCGAGAUCCCAGCCCUCAUCAAUGACAUAUACCAGCAGCUACAGGGCUGGUACGCGAACUUACCGGAAUGUCUACUCCUGGACAAUGCCGAGGUACCACAUAUUUUAAGCUUACACCUAUUCUACCACACCAAUGUCAUGCAAAUCUUUGGAUUCCUCCAAUCAAACAGCGGCGACUUCAUAGCCCCAGAGACUGCGAAGAACGCCCGAGAGCUCUGCCUUUCGACAGCGAGACGUAUCGCUCAGAUCCUCAAUACGCACCGCGAGAAAUGGGGCAUUGACCGGGUGGCCCCCUCGACCGUCCAGUGGACCAGUAUCGGCCUGUUCACUCUUCUCGAAGCCCUCGACUCGCUUGAGAAUCAGAAGGCUUUCACUGAACUCUGCAUUUUUGCCCGCGCGAUGUCCCGACGCUUCCGUCUAGCUAAGGGCAUUCUUCGCAUGAUCCAGGUAACCGCGCAGCAGACAGAGGUCUCCCUGCCACCCGAGACAGACGCCCUCUUCCUAGACUUUGAAACACAGACUUGGCGCAACGAUGAUUCCCAGUCGUUUAGCAGCUUCUACCCACAUUUUUCGACAGUAAUCCGACAGGGGAACGCUCGACAACCUGAAGUGAGUAUGGAUCGGUUUCUGGAGAAAUGGGAUAAUCUUAAUAUCGGCGAGGGGCCACCCAGGGAGAAGGAAGAGUGA
This is a messenger RNA of Aspergillus pseudonomiae, 2067 nucleotides long. Its product is annotated as Zn(II)2Cys6 transcription factor. The transcript is spliced from 5 exons. The record is from RefSeq and is a predicted model, not a curated record. Gene Ontology annotation, biological process: regulation of DNA-templated transcription. Bases 1 to 2067 code for a protein of 688 amino acids. Gene Ontology annotation, molecular function: zinc ion binding; DNA-binding transcription factor activity, RNA polymerase II-specific. NCBI's taxonomy places the organism in Eukaryota, Fungi, Ascomycota, Eurotiomycetes, Eurotiales, Aspergillaceae.